UUGUCUACCAUUUAAAAUCUGGCUCUUGCCUUUUGCUGAGAGCAGGAGGAGGCUGAAACAGCAGUGUAAAUGUCUGUUGGAUUAGAUGCUCUUGUCUGCAUUUCAUUACAGUUACAUUUUUAUUUUAUUUUUAUGAUGGUCAGGCAGUGAGGGCGGAAGGAAAUAAUGCAGUGUUAUACAAGCCCAUAAGGGGAUUAUUUUUGUUAAAUCACCCCCCAAAAAACUCUCUCUUUAUUACUAUACUACUAUUAUCUCUGCGCAGGGUUAGCUUUAUCUGUCCCAUUUGGAGAUUGGUGUCAGUCUUUUCAGAUACGCCUUUGUCCCCACCAGACACGCAGACACACAGCUUUAUAACUUAUAUGGAUUCCCCUUCCCACUCCAUAUAAACUACCUGCAGUCAUAAAUUGAAUGUUUAUUUCGGAAGGUGAGCGAGUCAAAAUCUGCUUUCUUUGUAGGCUACUGUAGGGGUUUCAUAUCACACUGGCAACAUCACUAAACUUUCGUUGAAGAUUUGCGAACUAUAACAGUUGAUUUCUGUAGUUACAAAUGCUAAUAUAUGCCAUUGUUACAAUGGCACGCGCCUAGUUUCGAAUUCGGUAGCGCGAGGAGUGUCCACUGCUGGUAAAACCGUUACUGUGGACUCAUUGAACUGUCAGCGAGGCAGUAACUUUUGCACAUAGACAGUUCCUGGGGACAAUAUUUGGAUUUUGAGACUCAUCUCCAAAUUAUGGCUGAGUUCUUUGGGAUGCUGGGCUCCACAUCUCAGUCUACACCCAAACCAAGAGACACCUCCACUUCCCAGGCCCAGGCUGAAGGACCCAGCUCUGACCUCGACAGCAGGGGGGAGAGUGGCUCGUUCGGCAGCCUGGACGAGAGCUACGAGCAGCAUGUGAGUGAUGAUUCCGGAAUCAGCGUCUGCAGAAGGGAGCUGGACGCCGAGCUGAAGGGCGGUGACUCCGCCUACUUCUCCGCCCUCAGCUCCAGGGUGGACCAGAUCGGGAGGAGGGCCCAGGACCUGGUGGAGAAGAUCAACAAGAGGCGGGCCACGGACCAGGAGGUCAUGCACGACUUCCAGGAGAAGCUGACCAAGAAGGUGAGUGAGGUGUGCCAGCAGGUGAAGGAGCAGAUGUUCAGCAGCUACGAGGCCAACGGGCGCCUGAUGGAGUCCAGGCUGCUGGAGCUGUCCGAGGUGCUGGGCAGGAGCAGCCAGCUCAUCGCCGACCUGCAGGGCGCCAGCCAAACCCUGGCCGCCAUCAACAAAGGUCUGUGCAAGACGCCCGAGCAGUGACCGCGCCCUCGGCCAGUCAGAGCACUAGGAGCACCCCCGUACCUGUAGCCGCACCCACAGCGCGACAGAGCAGCCGCUGACAUAUGCCAGGGUAAUAAAACCACUGCUUUAGAGAGGAGGAGGUUGGUGAGAGCUUGUGUUUAUUAAUAAAACAGCAGUUUAUUGGA
Anguilla rostrata (American eel) is the source of this 1455-nucleotide messenger RNA. It is a transcript of the gene syce2, whose product is annotated as synaptonemal complex central element protein 2. Lineage: Eukaryota; Metazoa; Chordata; Actinopteri; Anguilliformes; Anguillidae. The record is from RefSeq and is a predicted model, not a curated record. Gene Ontology annotation, biological process: synaptonemal complex assembly. The transcript has 5 exons. Bases 728 to 1288 code for a protein of 186 amino acids. Gene Ontology annotation, cellular component: central element.